AAGAAAAAAAGUUGUUCAGUUAAACUCUAAACAAGGAAGAAAAGGACCUACAAGAGCAGAAAAAAUUCCUCGCUAAGCAGGGCUUGGGACAACUAUAGACGAGAAAAUACCAACAAGUACGACGUCGUUUCUAGUUUCGUCUUGAAUCACACCAGACGCACUCUUCAAGAAAACUCUCCCUCGUAGGCGGUUGUGAGAUUGAUCCACUGAGGUUCUUUUGGGCUGUGACACAUUAUGGGGGAUAGUCAGUACUCAUUUUCUCUUACCACCUUCAGUCCUUCUGGGAAGCUUGUUCAGAUUGAACAUGCCCUAACAGCAGUUGGGUCUGGCCAGACAUCUUUAGGGAUUAAAGCUGCUAAUGGAGUUGUCAUUGCAACAGAGAAGAAACUCCCAUCUAUAUUAGUUGACGAAACAUCUGUUCAGAAAAUUCAGUUAUUGACGCCAAACAUUGGAGUUGUUUACAGUGGAAUGGGUCCAGAUUUCAGAGUUCUGGUUCGUAAAAGCAGGAAACAGGCAGAGCAAUAUCAUCGGUUGUACAAAGAACCAAUCCCCGUUACCCAACUUGUGAGGGAAAUUGCUGCUGUUAUGCAGGAGUUCACACAGUCAGGUGGUGUAAGGCCUUUUGGAGUUUCACUGCUGGUUGCUGGCUUUGAUGACAAAGGUCCACAACUAUAUCAGGUGGACCCAUCAGGUUCAUACUUUUCAUGGAAAGCUUCUGCUAUGGGGAAAAAUGUAUCUAAUGCAAAAACAUUUCUUGAGAAAAGGUACACUGAGGACAUGGAACUUGACGAUGCUGUCCACACUGCAAUAUUGACCCUGAAAGAAGGGUUUGAAGGACAAAUUUCUGGCAAAAACAUUGAGAUUGGCAUAAUUGGUACUGACAAAAAAUUCAGAGUUCUUACACCAGCUGAAAUUGAAGAUUACUUGGCCGAAGUGGAGUAGUUUGAGAAAGAAGAAGAAAAGUUGAGCAACCACAGACUCACGCUUUUGUAGUUUGGGGGUUUUGUAGCCCCCUGCUUUGUUGUGCUACCAAGAAACGCUUUGGGGUUUUCUUUGUUUUAUGAAAUGCUGUUCAACCUAAUUAGUCACUCGCUUCUAAUGAUAAUACCUGCUUGUGGGGCUCUGGCUUUUGUUCUAUAACUGCAAGCUUCCAAUAGGCACCAACAUCACUUACUGGAUGAGAUCCCUUUAAUGAGAGUGCAUAGUGUUAACUGAGCA
Molecule: messenger RNA, 1218 nt
Organism: Prunus avium (sweet cherry)
Lineage: Eukaryota; Viridiplantae; Streptophyta; Magnoliopsida; Rosales; Rosaceae
Product: proteasome subunit alpha type-2-B
Biological process (GO): ubiquitin-dependent protein catabolic process
Cellular component (GO): proteasome core complex, alpha-subunit complex; proteasome core complex
Source: RefSeq, a predicted model, not a curated record